AUGCGGGCAAUAACUCGCUUUUUCGGCGGACCGCCGCGCCGUGUUUCUAGUCAUAUCAAGCGGCUACGGGCGGAGGGAGAGGCGGCCUUCAGACGUUCCCUGCACCUAGCGCCGCCUUUCCUCCUCGACGACUACACACCGCGCUACAUGGGACUGAGCUCGACCGAGGCGGCCAAGAAGCGGUCCAAGGCGUACGCCCACCUCCGCAACUGCAACCUGUGCCCGCGCCUCUGCGGCGUCAACCGGUACGAGACGACGGGCAUGUGCCUCAUCGGCGACAAGGUCAAGGUCAACGUCAUCGCGCCGCACUUUGGCGAGGAGCCCUGCGUCCAGGGACACAACGGAAGCGGCUCCGUUUUCUUCAGCAUGUGCAACCUGCGCUGUGUCUUUUGCCAGAAUCACGACAUUUCCCACCAGAGGAACGGCCAGGACUUGACGCCCGAGGAACUGGGAGAUUGGCAAGUAUUUUAUUUUGUUCUGUUCAUCAAGCUGCAGGAGGUCGGCAAGGUGCACAAUAUCAACCUCAUCACGCCGGAGCAUGUCGUUCCCCAGGUUGCUUUGAGCAUCCUCCACGCGCGUGACAACGGGCUGACCUUGCCCAUCAUCUACAAUACCUCGGCCUACGACUCGUUGGCCUCGCUCGAGCUGCUGGACGGACUCGUCGACAUCUAUCUCCCCGACUUCAAGCUGUGGUCACCUGCCAGCUCCAAGCGCCUCCUCAAGGCGGACGACUACGCGGCCACGGCGAGGGAGAGCAUCAAAGCCAUGCACGCCCAGGUCGGCGAUCUCUGCUUCACCCCCGACGGCAUCGCCAAGAAAGGCCUCCUUGUGCGUCACCUUGUCAUGCCGGGCUUCGAAGCCGAGGGCGCCGAGAUUAUGAAGUUCCUCGCGACCGAAGUCUCCAAGGAUUGCUUCGUCAACAUCAUGGAGCAGUACCACCCCGACGCCUACGUCGGCCGACCAAAAGCCAGAGCCAAGCAAUCCGCCGCCGACAAGAGCGACGAUGCGACCGAGAGACGCUAUGCCGAAAUCAAUCGCGCUGUGACGAAAGAAGAGAUCAGCUCCGUCCGAAAGGCUGCCGAGGAGGCAGGGCUUUGGCGGUUCUGCGACCCCCCCGGGCACAACGGCUUCAAUCUCUGA
Molecule: messenger RNA, 1140 nt
Organism: Thermothelomyces thermophilus ATCC 42464
Lineage: Eukaryota; Fungi; Ascomycota; Sordariomycetes; Sordariales; Chaetomiaceae
Exons: 3
Coding region: 1-1140 (379 amino acids)
Molecular function (GO): catalytic activity; iron-sulfur cluster binding
Source: RefSeq, a predicted model, not a curated record